Molecule: messenger RNA, 628 nt
Organism: Mycetomoellerius zeteki
Lineage: Eukaryota; Metazoa; Arthropoda; Insecta; Hymenoptera; Formicidae
Product: transmembrane protein 218
Exons: 3
Coding region: 162-539 (125 amino acids)
Source: RefSeq, a predicted model, not a curated record
AUUAUUUCUUUACAGAUUCCUGUAAAUGCACAGGUCGCGAGAUGCGUCAGCUGCAAACGUCAUCUACCAUCCUGUGCCUAAACAUACACUAUAGCUAAAAACAUACGUUCCCGUCCUGAUGACAAUUCUCGCGCCGUCCUCCCGUUCUUUUUCCCGGAGGUAUGACAACCUUGAUAUUUGGCGUCGGCGUGGGAUUAUUUUCCAUUCUUACUCUGUGGGUGCUGGUUGCGCUGAUAUUCCUGAUAUCGUUGCGCAUCGAGAAGAAGAUCGGCUGGGUCUGCGUAAUCGCGAUACUGCUCGUGAGCGCAUUUACGUAUAUCUUGCUCAAGGUGCCGCGCGCGUCAGAGAGGCCCGCUCCCACGGAUAACAAGGUGUACGACCGACUUUUCGUCUGGCGUAUAAUAAUUUUGAUUGUGUGUUUUAUCUCAUCCAUAAUUUCCAUUGUGGGAUAUAUCAAAUUCGGAUUGGUGGGAGGCGUUAGACCAGUUAGAAUAACCACCUGGGUUCUCUCUUUUGGGAAUAUCUUCAGUGUACUUUAAAUCAAUAAUGUACUCUUACUCGCCGAAAGCAUGAAGACGUUCAAUAUGUGCAAGACUUAAUUUAUAAAUGUAAAGUUUAUCUUCUCGCA